This is a messenger RNA of Colletotrichum fioriniae, 408 nucleotides long. The record is from RefSeq and is a predicted model, not a curated record. Lineage: Eukaryota; Fungi; Ascomycota; Sordariomycetes; Glomerellales; Glomerellaceae.
AUGGGCUUCUUCCGCCGCAUCUUUGCCUUCUUGGAAGAAGGUCCACACCAUGCCUCGUCCAAGAGCAAGCCAAGCCGAAACCUGGUGAAGGCCGCCGUCGCCCUCAACAAGAUGGGUCGCAAGCCAUCUUGCAACAGCUCUAGAGACGAAACAGUGGUUUCGAACAGCCUUGUGACUAUUCGAGGCCAUGCGUCCACUUGCGAACGCAGCUCUGAAUCCAUCUCGCAUCAUUCUGUGCCUGCCACAAACCAAAUUGACGGCCAACUUGGCGUCCUGGACGGUGCUAUCGACUUUGAGUCCGAGAAGCAGUUGGCAAUUCGUAUUCUGAAUUGCAGAGACCCAUCCAUAAUGAGCCUCAGCUCCUCCAUCGAGCCCAUCAUCCCCGAAAGGGCUCACGAGGCUGUCUAG